GAACGAACGGGGUCUGUAAAGUAUCUCCCAUACAAAUGAUAAUUGUACCUUCCUCGGCUCCACAUCCGCCGAGCUUCAUGAAUACCCGAACAGCGAAGUUGGUAGUAGAAUGACAACGAACAGACUGGCCAACCGUGUCCCCGGCAGCCACCACUAACCUCGCGCGAACACAAUCCCUCGAGCUCUCCCCCGAUCCGUCCCCCGAUCCGCACCCGCACCCGCCAUGGAGCCCGACAUCCGCGUCGAAGACUACCUGGACGACAAGCUACAGUCGACGACGGACUUCGAGCAUCUGGACACGUUGAUCAGCAGCGUCGAGUACCAGCGCAGCCAGCUGCAGUCGCAGCUCGACGAUGCCACGCGCGAGCUCGACGAGGCCCGCCGGUCCUCGGCCGACCGCAGCGCCGCCCUCGUCGCCCGGAUCGACGAGUUCCAGAAGCUCCAGAAGAGCAUCGACGUCCGCCUCCGCAUCAUCGCCGAGUCCGACGCCCCCGACGAGGCCAUCCGCCGCCUCGAGCCGCCCAUGGAGCAGCUCCGCAAUGUCGACCUCGCCUACCGCUACCUGCUGCUGCUGCAGGACGUCGAGGCGCUAUGCCAGUCCGCCCGGUCGCACCUCCCGCAGGACCCCAAGGCCGCCCUGGAACCGUACACCAGGCUGAAGCAGCUGGCGAUGCGCCUCAAGGAGCUUCAGCGGCAGGCCGACGGCGCCGCGGUGCAUCUCGUCACCCACGUCGCGGCCGCGGCCGACAAGCUGUGGGACGAGAUGAAGCAGACCAUGUGGGACGAGCUCGAGGCGGUGCUGGCCAAGCGUGGGUGGCCGAGCGUGGACCCGGACUCGGACGCGGACGAGGAGUGGCUCCGGUGCUUUGAGAAGCUCCUCGACCUGCAGGUCCCCGAGGUCCUGUACUCGCCGACCACCGUCAGCUUGCUGCCGAUCGACGUCAUGGCCCAGAUCUUCGUCAAGGAGUUCCGCUUCCACUUCCUGAGCGACAAGCCGACCAGCAACCCUCAGCUCAUCACCGCCCACUGCUUCCCGUGGUUCCUGGCCCUGGUCGAGAAGUGGGAGGACUUCCUGAGGGACAACUUCGGCUCGAUACUGGCGUCCAAGUUUGGCGAGACCGAAGCAGCUCGCCAGAUGGUCUACAUGGACCCGGUCUGCGCCUUCAUUACCUCGAUGCUGCCCGUCAUGAGGGAGAAGAUCGCCCUCACGAUUGCCGAGACUUCCGGGGACACGGUGUUUCUGAGCAGCCUGCUCUCACAGCUCAUGACCUUUGACGAGAGGCUCCGGUCCGGUUUUGCCUACGACGGCGGCGACACCGAGGAAGGAUGGGCCGGCUUGACGUCGGAGGUGCUCAGUCAGCAUUUCAGGACGUGGCUGGAGGCCGAGAAGAAGUUCGCUCUGGAACGCUACCAGACGAUCAUGUCCACACCAGACGCGAGGAACAUCGAUUACGACUUUGCCGCCGCCGGGAAGACCAAGCCCACGUUUGCCGCCGUGCGCGUCACAGACCUGCUGCGGUCCGUCACGGCGCAGUAUGAGCGGGUCAGGCGCUUUUCCCACAAACUGCGUUUCCUCGUAGACAUCCAGCUCACCAUUCUGGAUGAAUACCACGAUCAGCUCCGGGGCACGCUCGAGGCGUACCUGAGCAUCACCUCGACUGUCGGGAGAGCGUUCGGCGUGACCAAGGAGCAGCUGGCUGCUCUAGAGGGCACUGGCGCCCUCGAGACGCUCUGCAAGGUCUACGGCAGUGCCGACCAUAUCGUGAACGCGUUAAGGGAUUGGAGCAAUGAAGAGUUCUUUGUCACAUUGUGGGAAGAGCUUCAGAGCCGGGCCAGGGCUGCCGAGGACCAAAGUAACCUUGCCGGCGGCAUGAGUUACGACCAUGUUAGGGACAAGACCUCGGCCGCCGUUGGGAAGGAGGAGGACGGCGGCGUUCUCUUUGAUGAGACCAUCGCCGCGUAUAGCCAACGAAGAAAGCGGGCCGAAGAGUUCCUCUCCGAAGCACUCGUCGAGUCGCAACGAAAGGCAUUCAAGGCGUACCUCCACCGUCCGCAGUGGAGCACCAUUGCCGACGAUGCUUCCGGCGACCUAACGGUCACUCCGGAACUGGAUGAGCCUCUGCGGGUGAGCUGCCUCCCCGGGUUUUCUCUGACAAGUAGCCAGCGCCGCUGACCAAAUCAAG
Thermothelomyces thermophilus ATCC 42464 is the source of this 2183-nucleotide messenger RNA. RefSeq lists its product as uncharacterized. Gene Ontology annotation, biological process: regulation of ER to Golgi vesicle-mediated transport; endoplasmic reticulum to Golgi vesicle-mediated transport; retrograde vesicle-mediated transport, Golgi to endoplasmic reticulum. The coding region runs from base 224 to 2173 and encodes 649 amino acids. The record is from RefSeq and is a predicted model, not a curated record. Lineage: Eukaryota; Fungi; Ascomycota; Sordariomycetes; Sordariales; Chaetomiaceae. The transcript is spliced from 2 exons. Gene Ontology annotation, cellular component: Dsl1/NZR complex.